This is a messenger RNA of Penicillium oxalicum, 1215 nucleotides long. RefSeq lists its product as uncharacterized. Bases 1 to 1215 code for a protein of 404 amino acids. The transcript has 3 exons. Lineage: Eukaryota; Fungi; Ascomycota; Eurotiomycetes; Eurotiales; Aspergillaceae. The record is from RefSeq and is a predicted model, not a curated record.
AUGCUGGAAUCACGGACGAGUCGUCUCCAAUCACCCGGGAGGUUUGUCCUCUUCGCACUUGCACUGUUGGUGGGUAGUGCUGUUCCAGUGGCCCAGGGUCUUCGAACAACCACGGGGUCACCAUGCAUGAGUGUCUGCCACAAGGAGUCUACCAACACGACAGCGUCCGAGAUUGCCUGCCUGGACGACCAGUACGGACGGGACAAGGGCAAGGGCAAGACUUUUCAAGAUUGCGUCACUUGCCUGUUGGAAAGCACAUAUGUAGACCGGUUAAGUGGCGAGACGGACGUCGAUUGGGGUCUCUAUAACUUGCGCUUUGCAUUCACGACGUGUGUGUUUGGGUACCCUCAAUCAGCGGCAAACAUUUCGACUCCGUGUACGGUCGGGUGUGAAGGCAUUGAGAGUGCCUCCGAGUUGAAUCUUCUCAAUCCCAGUUCUGACAACUUCCAUGACUGGUGCGGCUCGACGGGAUUCGCCGACAACGCCAUCAGCGACUGCGAAUUCUGCUACAAUCAAACUUACCAUAUGGCAUAUCAACAAGUGUUUAUGGCAAACUUCCUUGAAUCGGUUCGGUAUAACUGUCACUUCAAGACGGCCAUUGGCUAUGUCUUUGGCAUUCAGCCAUCGCGGAUUUUCUCCGAUAUUCUUCUCCCAUCGAGUUUGUCCCUCGCAACGACCGCCCCGUCCAAGCCGGGCGUCAACCUGGGCGUCGUAGUUGCCGUGCCCAUUGUGGGACUCCUGGUCAUCGUUCUCGGCCUGGCUGGCUGUUGCUUCUUUUUCAUCCGCUGGCGACGUAACCGGGUCGGGCGUAGCCGACGACACAAUCAGCCCUUUGGUGCUUGGCCGGACCCUUCUCAGCUCCCGUUUCACCAAGGCCCCGGUGGUCAGGUUUUCGCUCAACCGACGCAUGAGAGUGCAUACGGUACGCAGAACUCCGAGUAUGGACCCGGGUUUGGCAUUUCCGUGGCCCCCAGUCAUGGACCCGCCGUCGGUCAUGUCCAUGAUGAUUCCAAAAAUGUGUAUUCGUAUGAGCUCCGGGAGACUUCGCCCUCAAACUAUCAUGCCACAUCUCAGAUGAGCGGGUAUGGGUACGAGGCGGAUCACAAGACCCCGUACGCGGACCAGACCACACAGUCGUCGUCGCCACCUUCGUCGUAUGUUUCGCCGCAGGCGGGCUAUGGGCAGUAUGAGCCUGACAAAAAGCCACCUCUGUGA